UUCGUGCUUGACCUUUUGGGAUGUUUUGGGGGAAAUUCGAAUUCGGUUCAAAACAAUGGAUUUAACCUGAAAAUUUGACAGGCGCAGUCUAAGUGUUUGGACCGGGUGAAUGCUGUCUAAAUUGAGGAUACAAAGUUUAAUAAUUAUUCAAAGGAGCAUGUCCAAGAAGUCGGCUCAGAAAGGAAAGGGUGUCCCACCUCCGGUUGUUCGCAAUGAGUCCCUUCCCGUCUGUAUGGACAAGACCGGGAACAUAGCCAUAAAGAUCCUCGCAAAGCCGGGCGCCAAACAGAACGGAAUUACAGACAUCUCAAACGAAGGAGUCGGAGUCCAAAUAUCAGCGCCACCAGUUGAAGGCGAAGCCAACACCGAACUAGUUAAAUACCUUUCGAAAGUUUUGAACCUGCGAAAAAGUGAUGUAAGCUUAGACCGUGGUUCGAAGUCCCGGAAUAAAACCAUUCUUAUUAGUAAAGGAGUUACGACCACGGAUGCUGUAAUGGAAGCUUUGAAGAGGGAAGCAACGAAUAGUUGAUAAGUUAAAUUGCAAGUGAAAUAAAUGUCUUUUUUGUCCUGA
Molecule: messenger RNA, 571 nt
Organism: Hermetia illucens (black soldier fly)
Lineage: Eukaryota; Metazoa; Arthropoda; Insecta; Diptera; Stratiomyidae
Product: UPF0235 protein C15orf40 homolog
Exons: 2
Coding region: 110-529 (139 amino acids)
Cellular component (GO): cytoplasm
Source: RefSeq, a predicted model, not a curated record